AUGCACCGCGGAGGUCCGUCCUCCGGCAGAGUUUCCCAAGUUGAGAAGGUGUUCGGCACAUCCGAUAUGAUAUUUGCCACAUCCGAUAUCGGAAUCGGAAGCCUAGCUGGGAGUUGGAGACGAGCUGCAGGGAAAGGUAAGCUCGCGGUGGCAGGGUUGCUUAGUUUGGAGAAAAGUCUUUUUGCCCCUCUAGCAUAUUCAUUGCCUCAGUCCCCUGAACACUGGAACAACAACCUGUCGUUUCAGACGUCGGACAGUAUGGCGACCGGUGAGAAGCGAUCAAAUCUUAGGAUGUUGGAUGAAGCCCAGCCGCAAAAACAAGCUGGAUUCCGUCACGGUUUCAGCUGCUUGGACCAGAUCCAGACCGUGUCGAAGGUCAAAGAAGUUCGCCGGGAGUACAGCCUGCCCCCUCCCCAUAUCCAUUGGAAAGGACGAAAUCGUUCUCUUUUCGAGAAGUACCACAAUGAAGCAAUGAAGCAGAAACGCUGCAAAGGAACUGAACAAAGCAGGGAAGAGAACAGGAAUGCGAAUAAACAGAAAGAGGACACAAUUCAUGAAGAACGCUUACUGCGAGAACGGAGGAGUACAACUUGA
This is a messenger RNA of Necator americanus (New World hookworm), 594 nucleotides long. RefSeq lists its product as uncharacterized. NCBI's taxonomy places the organism in Eukaryota, Metazoa, Nematoda, Chromadorea, Rhabditida, Ancylostomatidae. The transcript has 4 exons. Bases 1 to 594 code for a protein of 197 amino acids. The record is from RefSeq and is a predicted model, not a curated record.